Messenger RNA from Fonsecaea nubica, 1074 nucleotides. RefSeq lists its product as hypothetical. NCBI's taxonomy places the organism in Eukaryota, Fungi, Ascomycota, Eurotiomycetes, Chaetothyriales, Herpotrichiellaceae. The record is from RefSeq and is a predicted model, not a curated record. The transcript is spliced from 3 exons. The coding region runs from base 1 to 1074 and encodes 357 amino acids.
AUGGCUUCCCCGUUGUCUUCCCGUGGUGGCUACGCCACCGCGCUUCUUCGCUCUCCAGUCAGCUCUCGUCGCCAAUCUGACAGUGGACCCAGUCAGGAAAGUGAGGAAGACGAUGAACUUCUCCACCAACUCACCAAGGCCCAGCUCGUCAAACCGAAUGAACUGAGCCAAGUUCUCCAAGAUCACCUCAACAGUCAGGCCUCUGUCAUCGAACAAGAACCUGACCUUGACCCAGACUCAAUCUACAUCAACAUACGCGGUUACAGUCCUUACAGCGACAUGGCCUCUCCAAACGCGUUCCCGUCCCUUGACACCUCUCUCCCUCCUGCUGGCAACCGUGCGUCGGCAGCUUCUCCUAUCGGUCCUUCCUCCAUCAACGGCAGCAAUGGCAUCAACGGCCCAGGGUCGGGUGCGGCAGCCGCUGCAGGCUACAUGCCUCCUCUACCGGUCGGCCACCAGCAAGACCUGAAUCACCUCUUCAACCAAAUUCAAGAGUUGGGAGCCCUUUUGAGAAGCAACCGCGAGAAAGUCAAUUCCAUCACUCGCAAUGCUGAAGAAGUCGCGAAACGCGCAAAUGGGGCGCUUACAGACGGCGAACCAGCCCAGCCAGACAAUGACAAAGCACGUGUCCGUGAGCUCGAACUCGAACUUGCCAAGCAGAAGCAGCUGGUUGAACUUUACAAGCACGAACAAAAAGAGAACACCGGCUUGAUUGCCAUGUACGAAGAAGCAAUGGGGACGGCUGUCGAACAGAUCCGAAACUACUGCGGCGAUAUCGAGGGUCGAUUCUUGAGACAACGCAAACAUUACAACGACCUCUUGCAGCAGGAGAAGGACGACCACUUGCAAUCUCGCCUCGAUAGGGACCACUGGUAUGCGCAAACACUCAAGGUGUGUGAGAUGAUUAGGACAGCGCAUCGGUUGAGGACGGAUGAGUGGUGUGAAGAGUACACUGUCAUCGCGGGGUUGCAAGGCGAGGUGAGAUGCCUCAGACGAUGCAUGGGGAUGGAGGCAGAGAAGCCAGAGGAGGAAACCGGCUGGCCAUACUUGAAGGACUUGCCUCUCCCUGAGUAA